Messenger RNA from Sporothrix brasiliensis 5110, 3909 nucleotides. Its product is annotated as cyclin dependent kinase (Pho85). Lineage: Eukaryota; Fungi; Ascomycota; Sordariomycetes; Ophiostomatales; Ophiostomataceae. The transcript is spliced from 4 exons. Gene Ontology annotation, molecular function: glycerophosphocholine phosphodiesterase activity; protein binding. Bases 1 to 3909 code for a protein of 1302 amino acids. Gene Ontology annotation, biological process: glycerophospholipid catabolic process. The record is from RefSeq and is a predicted model, not a curated record.
AUGAAGUUCGGGAGAAACCUCCCUCGAAACCAGGUGCCCGAGUGGGCAUCCUCGUACAUCGACUACAAGGGCCUCAAGAAGCUCAUCAGAUCGGCUUCGGAAACGGCAGAAAGAGGAGAAACUGCGGAUCUUGCAGAAUUCUUCUUCGCCCUGGACCGCAACCUCGAGGAUGUCGACUCUUUCUACAACAAAAAAUUCGCCGAUAUCGACCGCCGGCUCCGCCUCCUUCAAGGCCGUUAUGGCACAUCGCCCGACGUGGCCGCCAAUCUCGACCAGGACGAGAUCGAAGAGCUGAUGGGGGCCCUGCUCGAACUGCGCAGCCAGCUGCGCAACUUGCAGUGGUUUGGCGAAAUCAACCGGCGAGGCUUCGUCAAGAUCACCAAAAAGCUGGACAAGAAGGUGCCCAACACCACCACCCAGCACCGCUACAUUGCCACCAAGGUCGACCCCUGCCCGUUUGCACGCGACACAACCAUUGCGCGUGUUAUGGCCAGGGUCAAUCGCUGGCUCCUGGCGCUCGGUGAUGCCAACCAGGUCGACGACGCCCGCUCGGAGCGCUCCGUCCACUCACUCGGCCGUGCUUCGACAAAAGCAAUGUUGAACUUGUCCAGCGCCGUCCUUGAACAGCUGAACCAAGCCAUUCAAACCGACGACGUCAAGAGCCUGGAAGCUGGUCUCCGCGAGAGCCAUCUUCUAGACUUGGGCGAGGGCCCUCCAGCCGAGACCAAGGCUCCCGCGCUGGAGAGAUCGUAUUCGGCAUCCUCGUCCUCAUCCACGAUGCCCUCUUUAACGUCAGCAGCGUCAUCCCACAGCCUGCUCCUCAACCUCCUGCAGCGUGCCAUUUCCGUCCGCUCGAAGGAGACCAUUCGCUACUUGCUCAGCCACAUACCGUCACUGGACGAGCCUGACGAUAUCAACCAGCGCACUUGCAUUCACCGGCUUGUCAUCCACAUUGGCCGAAGCAAAUCUACGCCCCCUGAGACAGUGCAGCAGGAUACAACCAGUCCGGCGAACCCAAAGUCGCACAUCAACCACUACUCCACCCAGUUCGUCACACCGGCGACGUCUCCGAUGCCCGUCCCUCGCGCAAGCUCCACAAACGAGGCCCGGCCGCUCGAGGCCGGUGACCCGCGUGUUCAGCUCCUCACCUUCCUCCUGGACAACCUCAGCCCCGCCCAGCGCCUCUCGCUCAGCGCCCGCGACUCGUUCGGGCGCAUGCCUCUUCAUUACGCCGCGCAGUUUGGCUUUGUUGUCGUGUGCCAGACGCUCAUGUCUCGCAUGCAAUUGUGGGGUCAAUACAAUGUGGCGAACGGCAUCGAUUCGCCAGAGUGGCAGGACAAUGAGGGCUACACGCCGUUGCACCUCAGCGUGAUUGGCGGCCACCCCUUGACCACCAAGGCCCUGCUCGACAGCGAGGAUUGGCAAGGUGUGAGUGAGCACAAGAGCGCGGUUCGGAAGACAAUGGUCAAGUCCAGCGCGGUGCUUGCCAUUGCUACAAAGCACAACCACUUCAGAAUUGUGCAGAUGCUUGUCGACGCGGGCGUCGACCUGAACUGGCAGGACGAAAUCGGCGAGACCGCCCUGCACAUCGCGGCGCGCUUUGGCCAUGACGAAUGCGCCAAAAUCCUCCUCAAAGGAAGCGAGACGCAAAAGGCGGAUCUGGAGCUCGCAGAAAAGUCCUAUGCCUGGACAGCGCUUCACAUUGCCGCCGUGGAUGGCCAUAUCGGGGUCGCUCGCCUUGUCGUGGAGGCAGGGGCUGACGUCGACAAGGCCGAUUCCUCCGGCUGGACUGCUCGGGAGCACGCAGCCCUGCGCGGCCACCUGGACAUUGCACGGCUCCUGCUGCAGCACUCCCGGGCGCCGCCGGGAACAGAGGCAUCUGUAGAUGGAGCUGCCAGCGGCACGUCAUCCAACGGCACGCCGCCGACCGCGGAUCCAACCCCGAACCCCACACCCGCGCCUCUUGGUGCGGCAGCGCCGUUGUCGUCGGCACCACCCUCGUUAAGCACGUCGCCGGACAAGCACUCGUCCCUCGGCGAUCGCCGGUCGAAUGGGGCAUCGCGACUGGCUUCGGCCCAUGAUGCAGCCCCGCCACCACAGCCCGUUCGCACGUACGGCCAUCGUUAUCUCACCGACGAAUCGCUGGUCCUGGUCAGCCUGGGCUCCAUGGAUAUGCGCAAGUCUGUUGAGGCAGUCAAACUGGACGAUGUUCCGCUCACCGAAGCGCACCAGACGCAGCUUGACACGGCCUUGUCCGUUGUGGUGUCGGCCGUGGGAGCCACGGGCGAGCCGUCGGUGAUUGACCUCCCUGUCCAGGAGAAUAUCUCGACGGAGCCGAUUGUGUUCACAACGCGCAACCCCAGCGGCGUGAGAUUCCAAUUCGACAUUGUCCCGACGUACUCUGGCAACGAGAAAAACAGAAUUGGCCGCGGCGUUGCGCUCCUGGCACCGCUGCUUCCGGACCCGCAUGCGUCGCUGUCUGGCCUGCAGAGGGACGUCUCUGUGCCGAUCCAGUCGGCCGAUUUCGACGUGAUUGGCAAAGUGAACUUCAACUUUUUGGUGGUGACGCCCUUCACGCACCCCAAAAUGGGUGUGCGAUCGGAGCAGACGUACUGGAAGAAGGUGUCGUCGACGCCCAUGGUCAUUGGCCACCGCGGCCUCGGCAAAAACUCGUCGUCCAACCGGUCGCUGCAGCUCGGCGAGAACACCGUACCGUCGUUUAUUGCGGCGGCCAACCUAGGCGCCAAUUACGUCGAGUUUGACGUGCAACUCACCAAAGACCAUGUGCCGGUGAUCUACCACGACUUUUUGGUCAGUGAGACCGGCCUGGACGUGCCCGUGCACACACUGACGCUGGACCAAUUCUUGCACAUUAACGGCGGAAAUGACCGCAGCAGCAAGAACAGCGGCGGCCGCACCAGCAGCGGCCAUGCCGACGGCGUUAAAAAGGGGGACGGCGCAGCGGAUGCCGGCGGGGCAUCUGGGUCUCGACCCCAGGCUGCUGUUGUGGCCGAGACUGCCAGCGGUACUCUGGCGGUCGUCGGCGGUGGAGCUGGUGGUGGUGGCGUCCCUACCGUACACUUUGACACCAGCGUGGUUGAUGCUCGCAGCCACAGCAAGGGCGAUCGCAAGAACGGGUACCGCCUGCCUCGCCGGGCCAUGUCGAUGUCGAUGGAUGACUCGUUGGAGAAGCGCGACAAUCUCAACGAGCGCAUGAAGCACACGCGCGACUUCAAGGCCAAAGGCUUCAAGGCCAACUCGCGCGGCAACUUCAUCCAGGCGCCGUUUGCGACGCUGGAAGACCUGUUCAAGCAGCUGCCUCCGUCGGUGGGCUUCAACAUUGAGAUGAAGUACCCCAUGUUCCACGAGUCCCAGGAGCAAGGGAUGGAGCCGUCGGCCGUCGAGCUCAACAUCUUUUGCGACACGGUCUUGAAGACGGUCUACGACUUGGCCAACGGCCGCGACAUUAUCUUUUCGUCGUUCAACCCCGACAUUUGUCUCUGCCUGUCGUCCAAGCAGCCCAACUUCCCGAUCCUGUUUCUGACCGACGCAGGCGGCGCGCCCGUGGGCGACAUCCGCGCAAGCAGCCUGCAGGAGGCCAUCCGGUUUACGCGGCGCUGGAAGCUGCUGGGCCUCGUCAGCCUCGCGGACCCGUUCGUCAUCAGCCCCCGGCUGGUGCGCGUGGUCAAGCAGAACGGGCUCGUCUGCGUCAGCUACGGCGCCGUGAACAACCAGCCCGAGAUGGUGGAGAAACAGCGCCAAGUCAAAGAAGGCAUCGACGCCGUCAUUGUGGACAGCGUGCUGGCCAUUCGCAAGGGCCUGACAAAGGAGGAGGCAACGACGUCCAGUGUCGUCGUUGGCGACGACGUCGCUGAGUCAACUGAUGUAUCCGGCACGAAGUCGGAGUAA